Tarenaya hassleriana is the source of this 3040-nucleotide messenger RNA. RefSeq names its product mitogen-activated protein kinase kinase kinase 7-like. Gene Ontology annotation, biological process: protein phosphorylation. The transcript is spliced from 4 exons. Lineage: Eukaryota; Viridiplantae; Streptophyta; Magnoliopsida; Brassicales; Cleomaceae. The record is from RefSeq and is a predicted model, not a curated record. The coding region runs from base 534 to 2669 and encodes 711 amino acids. Gene Ontology annotation, molecular function: protein kinase activity; ATP binding.
CUAACCAAAAAAGGGGGACAAAAGAAAAGUUCCAAGAUUUUCCUGGAAAAAUUUUUCUUCUCCGCAACCGUUACAGGUAGAGAGAGGGGAAGCGAAAAUCUCUGAAAAAGUUUUCCGGGGAAUUUUUCUAGGGCUUUGAGCGACCCAGGAAAAGAAAGGAAAUAGGUUUCAGGGUUCCUCUUUUUUUUUGGGUUGCUUCGAUUUUCUCUUUGGCAAGUGUUGAUGAUUCGAAGUUCCAUUCAUCUUUCCAGUAGUUUUUUGAUUCCGUAAAUCGGUGAAAUCUUCUGAUGAUUUGAAGUUUUUUUGACAGGUUGGAGAUUGUUCAUGUUUGGUUUGAUACGUUUGAUUUACGGGUAUGGGUCCGAAUGUUCGAAGGGAAUUCGUCGAUCCUUAAAGAACGGGGAUCUCUGUGUCAGCUGUCAUAAUCUGGAGUCUACUGUAUUCUUUUGGCUCCAAGACAUCUGAGGACUUUAUCCCACUCUUUGAUCCGUGUUUCGGGGUGUUUAUCUCGAGUCCUUUGUACAAUAUUCUAUAUGGAACAGUUCAGACAAAUCGGAGAGGUACUCGGGAGUCUGAAUGCGCUUAUGGUAUUGCAAGACGACAUCCUGAUCAACCAAAGGCAGUGUUGUUUGCUGUUGGAGGUCUUCAGUUAUGCUUUCAACACGGUCGCUGAAGAGAUCAGACAGAACCUGAAGCUUGAAGAGAAGCACACCAAAUGGAGAGCCCUUGAACAGCCAUUGAGGGAGCUCUAUCGGGUUUUCAAAGAAGGAGAGUUGUAUGUUCGGUAUUGUAUGGACACCAAAGGUUGGUGGGCCAAAGUGAUGAACCUUGCCCAGAACAAAGACUGUGUCGAGUUUCACAUACACAACUUGCUUUGUUAUUUCCCCGCAGUGAUAGAAGCCAUUGAGACAGCUGGGGAGAUAUCGGGCCUUGACCCUUCCGAGAUGCAGAGAAGGAGAGUUGUCUUCUCUAGAAAGUAUGACAAAGAGUGGAAUGACCCUAAGCUUUUCCAAUGGAGAUUUGGAAAGCAGUAUCUUGUGCCAAAGGAGAUUUGCAGCCGGUUUGAACAUUCAUGGAGAGAAGAUCGGUGGAAUUUGGUGGAGGCAUUACAAGAGAAGAGAAAGUCAGACAGCAUGGAUGUAAGCAAUAACGAGGCCCGUCUAGCUGAUUUGCUUCUGAAGAAAUUAACCGGAUUUGAUCCAUUCCAUGGGAAGCUCUUCCCGAGUUCAGUACUGGUCGGGUCAAAGGAUUACCAAGUGAGGCGGCGGUUUGGUCCAGGCGGCCAGUACAAGGAGAUUCAAUGGCUCGGAGACAGUUUUACCGUGAGACAUUUUUUCGGGGAUCUUGAAUCAUUAGGCUCAGAAAUUUCCUCUCUGUUAUUGCUUUGCCACCCGAAUAUACUUCAGUACCUCUGUGGAUUCUAUGAUGAAGAAAGGAAAGAAUGUUUUCUGGUCAUGGAGUUGAUGCACAAGGAUUUGCUGAGCUACAUGAAGGAAAACUGCGGGCCCAGAAGGAGAUAUCUAUUCUCCAUUCCUGUCGUGAUUGAUAUCAUGCUUCAAAUUGCCCGGGGGAUGGAGUAUCUCCAUUCGAACGAUAUCCUCCAUGGAGAUCUGAACCCUACCAACAUUCUUUUGAAAGAGAGGAGUCACACUGAAGGUUAUUUCCAUGCCAAAAUUUCUGGGUUUGGUUUAUCUUCCGUCAAAGCGCGGCCUUUGGCAAGACCAAGCACACCAGAUCCUGUAAUUUGGUAUGCACCCGAAGUUCUCACAGAGCUUGAGCAAGACCCAGAUGGUAUCCCGAAAUCGAAGUUCACUCAUAAAGCUGAUGUGUAUAGCUUUGCAAUGGUGUGUUUUGAGCUCAUAACGGGUAAAGUUCCGUUUGAGGAUGGUCACCUUCAAGGUGACAAAAUGACAAAGAACAUUAGGAUGGGAGAGAGGCCUCUCUUCCCCUUCCCUUCACCAAAGUAUCUCGUGAGUCUAAUAAAAAGAUGUUGGCAUUCGGACCCUAGUCAGCGUCCGACUUUCUCUUCCAUAUGCCGUAUCCUACGCUACAUCAAGAAGUUCCUAGUCGUGAACCCCGAUCAUGGGCACCCUCAAAUGCAAAACCCACUUGUUGAUUGCUGGGACUUGGAAGCAAGAUUCUUAAGGAAGUUCCCGGUAGAGGGGCACGUAACACCGGUGAGCCAGAUCCCGUUCCAGAUUUUCGCUUACAGGAUUGCGGAGAAAGAGAAGACGAGCUCAAGCUCUAAAGAAGGCAAUUCAGAAACAAGUGAAACUUCUGAAAGCGUUUCGGUGGUAGAAGAUCCGCCGGUACCAUUAAGAGAUACAAAGUCGGUGUGUUUAGAUACAAUAUCCGAAUACUCGGAUACAAGAUCAGUCUACUCGGAAGUUCCCACAAAGAUGGUCUCUGCCCUUAGGAAAAGCGGUGACAUUGGAAAACUGAGAAGAAGCCCGAGCACAGGAUCGCCAAAGUUGAGAUCGACUGGAACGUCGCCAAUAAAAGGAAGAACAUCACCGAAAGCAUCGCCAUUGAAUCCAUUCGGAAGAAGCAGCAGCAGCAACAGUAGCAGGAAAGAUACUCGCUUGCCUUUGAGUCCAAUGAGCCCGAUGAGCCCAGGAAGAAGACUCAGACAACCUUACGGACAUGCUUCUGACUCCGAGCUCACGUAGCCUUUCCAUUGAAUCCGGUCGGACCAUUCUUUUCUUUUCUUUUUUGGGUAAGAAGCCAAAGCAGAAGCAUAGUUUCAGACAACAACAACAACAAAACAAAAAAAGAAAAGAAAGAAGAGAAGAGGUAGGGAUACUUAGUUCCACAAGACCCCAUUUUGUGUCAUCUUUUGCUUUCUUCUUCUUCUUCUCUUGUGUCAUGCGUCUGUAAAUUGUCACUCUUUAGAAUCUUUUUUCGGAAUUUGGCUAUCAAAGUUUGUUUUUUUUGGUAGCUUUUGCAAGUUUUUUUGGGUAACUCUGAAGAGUUCUGUUUUGUUUAUUUUUCAGUCGGAAAAAUUUGUCGAUGGGGAGAAAUGAAUUACAGAUUGUCUCUC